AUGGACGCUGUCAUCUACACUGACGCUGAUGUCCUGUUCUUAAGUCCCAUUGAGAGGCUAUGGCAGCACUUCGCAUCCAUGAACAGCUCCCACCUGGCAGCGUUGGCGCCCGAGAGUGAGGACAUUGCAAGCAACUGGUACCGGAACUUCGCCAUGCACCCCUUCUAUCAACCACUUGGUGUCAACUCGGGCGUAAUGCUGAUGAACCUCACCCGCAUGCGGCAAUUUGGCUGGGAGGAGCGCAUGGGGCCACUGCUGCAAAAGUAUGGCGGCAACAUGAGCUUUGGCGACCAGGACCUCCUGAACAUCUUGUUCAGCGCGCACCCUGAACGCCUGUUGCUGCUUUCGUGCCGGUGGAACUACCGGACCGACCACUGCGACAACGGAGCGUACUGCACCGCGGGACCGCCGGCUGUUGUCCACGGAUCACGCAGCGCCUUCCUCAGGCCCUCGCAGCCGGCUUUCUGGGAACUUCACCAGGCUAUGCGGCAGGUGAGAUUGGCACUGCUUGUGCAGUGCAACCCACCUAAAUAA
Messenger RNA from Dermacentor silvarum, 534 nucleotides. Its product is annotated as glucoside xylosyltransferase 1. Lineage: Eukaryota; Metazoa; Arthropoda; Arachnida; Ixodida; Ixodidae. Gene Ontology annotation, biological process: protein O-linked glycosylation via N-acetylgalactosamine. Gene Ontology annotation, molecular function: UDP-xylosyltransferase activity. The transcript is spliced from 2 exons. Bases 1 to 534 code for a protein of 177 amino acids. The record is from RefSeq and is a predicted model, not a curated record.